Messenger RNA from Durusdinium trenchii, 2196 nucleotides. The record is from the annotation of a GenBank genome assembly. NCBI's taxonomy places the organism in Eukaryota, Dinophyceae, Suessiales, Symbiodiniaceae.
UAUAUGGGUUUGCGUGGUUGGGGGUUCGGCUUGUGGUUGCUGGUUUGGCAAGCGCCCAGCUUGCGUGGCUUGGACCCCCAGAGAGGUGAACUCCCGUGUUCCCUGGGCUCAAAGAGGACGGACGGCUCAAAGGGAUCGGAGAUGGCGACCUUUCGCUUCAUCCAUGCUGAAAGCGGAUGGCCAUUACACAUUGAUGGACUCGGUGACAAGCUGGCCUCACUCCGCUAUGGCGACUGCCGUGAUGAUUUCUCUGCCUUCUGGAUCGAGCCCGCGGGGGAAGGAAGAGUCUACCUUCGGAACCUGGCAACAGAGCUGCCCUUACAUAUCAACGGCCUUGGGGACCAGCUGGCGUCCGUGCGCUGCGGGGACUGCAUGGAUGACUACUCCCAAUUCUACUUGUGCACGGCGCCCUUUCCUUCACAGUCCACGCCGGACGGUCUCCUGCUGCUGAGCGUGGCGAUGGGCCGGGCCCUGCGGAUCGGCGCGGAUCGGAUGGCGUCGACGAUGGAGGAGGGCACGGAUCAGGAGAGCAUCUUCAGAUUAGAAGCUCAUGCCAUUGGUCUUCGCACCUGCCGACUGUUGGGCCCACAGCAGAUGCCAUUGCACGUGGACGGGCUGGGAGAUCAGAUGGCCUCUCAGCGCUUUGGGCACCUGCAGGAUGAAUAUUGUAAGUUCAAUCUGGAGCUGAGCCCGGAAGGAGGCUUCUUCCUCAUCAACCUGGGUUCGGGCUUGCCACUGCGCGUGGACUCCGAUGGGCAGGUCUCUGUUUCCGCCGACGCCCGGGAUGCCUUCGCGCGCUUCGCACUGGAUGCGGCGACUUCGCCCGGAAGCUUCUACGUCAAAAGCGUUGGAGCUGGUAAGGCCGUUUGCAUUCAUGAGAAAAUGGCGAUCUUGGAAGAUGAUCACACUCCUGCCACUGCCUUCUGGCUUCCAAUCUGUCGAGAAGUCUCGGAAGCGAAGAGCAAAGGCGACAUUCCAAGCGGCUACGAGAUGGUAGGUACCCGACCCUUAGGAAGGGGUGGCUUCGGGGUAGUGCACUGCUGUCGUAGCUUGCUGGAUGGUCGCCUUUGCGCUGUGAAGACAACGUACCAGAAGUUCGAAGAGAAUGAGGCAUUUCUUCGAACGGAGCUGGUGAACUUGGCCCAUUUGCCAUCUCAUCCCAAUUUGCUUCGAUACUACACCUGCUUCUUGGAGAAGGGUCGCCUUCACAUCGUCACGGAGUUUCUCGAUGCGGUGAAGCUCUACCAUCUCAUCAAAGGAUCCAAGGCGUCACCCAGCCCUGCGGAGAGCGUCUCUUGCUGGUUUUUGCAGCUAUUCAAGGGAUUGUCGUGUUUGCACUCCAUCGGAAUGAUCCAUCGCGACCUGCACGCUGAGAAUGUUCUGAUUUCGCGCGACGAAAGACGCGAAGUUUCCACAUGCCCAAGUGCAGUGAAGAUCAUUGACGUAGGACUGUCCAAGAUCUCAGAGCUGCUUGAGCCCUCGGUGAUGUCAGUGAAGGGUGUAGGUGCGGGGGGUCUGCCGAGGACAACGGCGGGGGAGUUGUUGAAGUCCAGAUGUGAACACUCUUUACUGGGGCCUCUGAUUUUUGAAUUCGUUUCAAGCUCCAAACUUCAACAAUCCGCGCUUGUUUCCAGCGCCCGAUGGUUGACUUGUGAGACGUUGGGGGGGUUCUGUGCGGAUCGAGCAACCCUGAUAGGUCCUGCUUGGUACUUUUCGCCAGAGCGCCGGGCUGGAGAGGCCUUUGAUCAUUUGGAUGAUGUUUGGGCUGCAGGAUGCAUGUUGGCCGAGAUGAUCAUCAGCGAAGGCUGCUACAUCCAGAACUGCCCUUCCCACGGUCCCGGUGGCAUUGACUUCUCCUCCAGACCCCAAGCAGUGGAAAAGCUGCUGCAACUCUGUGAGACGAGCAGCGCGGCGGUCGGCCGGGUGCCGCGGAAAGCUCUGGCAAAGAGGAUCCACCGCGCCCUUGCUGGACAGAUGGCCGAGUUGCUGGAAGACGUCUCAAAAAGCGCUGGGGGUGCGGUGAUGUGGAGAGGAACUGGGAGAUGCUUUUGGGGCCUCAAGGUGGACCGGGGUUCUUUAAGGUUUUGGGUCAGCAGCUGUGCUUUUUCUAGAUGGUAUAGACCAGCGAUCCCUUCAGGACAGUCAAUCCUUUUUCUAUACUCCUAUUGCACGGUUAUGUAUGUGCUGAGCAGUUGA